This is a messenger RNA of Cyclopterus lumpus (lumpfish), 408 nucleotides long. RefSeq names its product selenoprotein e (gene selenoe). The transcript has 4 exons. The record is from RefSeq and is a predicted model, not a curated record. Lineage: Eukaryota; Metazoa; Chordata; Actinopteri; Perciformes; Cyclopteridae.
AUGUGGGCCUUCUUGGUGCUCACUCUGGCCCUCGGCGUCAGCGCAUCAGACACCGACAACGACACGGCGGUGGAGGAGAAGCUCGACAUCGCCAGAGGUAAACUUCUGGCUCCCAGUGUGGUCGGAUGAGGCAUAAAGAAAAUGCCCGAGCUCCAUCACUUUCUUCUGGAGCGCUGGGCAUUAUACCACAACUUGGAGUACGAUUCAUCGGAGGAGAAGAACCCCCGUCUCAUAUUCUAUAACGAAAAGGACGAGGUCGUAAAGACUGUUCCCGUGAAGGAAAUGAAGGCAGAGGAGAUCAGCAGCUUGUUGGACUCACUGGGUUUCUACAAGAGGUCCCAAAAAGGGGAAGAGGUGCCAGAGGAGUUCCAGCAUUUCCCCCUGCGCCCCCCCAGGGACGAGCUGUGA